Messenger RNA from Acipenser ruthenus (sterlet), 8225 nucleotides. It is a transcript of the gene fgd1, whose product is annotated as FYVE, RhoGEF and PH domain containing 1. Bases 1637 to 4609 code for a protein of 990 amino acids. Gene Ontology annotation, biological process: filopodium assembly; cytoskeleton organization. NCBI's taxonomy places the organism in Eukaryota, Metazoa, Chordata, Actinopteri, Acipenseriformes, Acipenseridae. Gene Ontology annotation, molecular function: guanyl-nucleotide exchange factor activity; metal ion binding. The transcript is spliced from 18 exons. Gene Ontology annotation, cellular component: cytoplasm. The record is from RefSeq and is a predicted model, not a curated record.
GCGGAGGGUAUUGAACACAGCUGUUGCGUUUGAUGGUUUGUGACCGAGUGGAAAGACAACAAGACGCAGGACGAGGCAGACAGGCGAGGUUUUUUUUUUGUAGUUAAAGAGAGAGAGAGAGAGAGAGAGAGAGAGAGAGAGAGAGAGAGAGAGAGAGAGAGAGAGAGAGAGAGAGUCAAAUUUCAACUAAAGGAAGAAAAAAAAAACGAAAAACGAAGUAACAGCAAUGGGAGAGAGAGAGAGAGCGGCCGGCUCGUGGUUUUACUGAUGCGGCUAAAUUAUCAGAGAGAGAGAGAGAGAGAGACACGUUUGGAUAUUAGUGGUAUCGAUUAUCAUCGCUUUUUAAUCUCAGGCAUUUGAAAAUAAAGAAAUACACGGUGCCGGUGGCUCAUUUGUUGAAGUUGAUAGAAGACAGAGGAAGGAGAGAGUGGGAGGGACGUUUUGGUCUUGAAUUUGGUGGAAGCAGCCGCGGCUGAGUUUGCGAAUUCCUGACUGGGGUCGAAGAACGAAGACGCACGAUUUGGGAAAUUUUUUAAAAAAAAUAUAUAUAUAUAUAUAUAUUAUUAUUAUGCUGUCCUGCAAACAUGACAAAAAAAAGCUGACACGGAUCGAGCCUCAACGUGAAACGAAUUAUAUUCAUUUUUAUUUUUUGGGAUAAUUAUAAGAAAACCACAAAAAAAAAGACUUUUGUGGACGUUUGGAUAACGGGAGAUUAUUUUAACAAGAGUUCUUUUUUUUAAAAAAAAGAGAUUUCUAAGGGAAGACAAAACGUGUAAUAAUAAUCACUGCUCAAGAAAAUAAAACACGCGUAUCUUCCAUAUACCGAAGGAUUAUUAUUAGUAUAGUUAUCGACAUAGUUUUUGACAUCUUAAAAAAACAAAACACGUUUUUUAUUAUUUAUUUUUUUUGAUAUAUUUUUGUUUGAUCUUUAGACACCCACACAUCUAUACUAACAGGACUAGAAUACGUUGCAGGCGGUUUUUGCAAACGUGGAUUUUUUUGGAAAUUGAGGUACAUACUGGAUAAAUAACCGUGGCCUUUUUUCAUUUUUUUUUUUCUGAAAGGAAAAUAUAACAGAAACGGAUGUACGCAAUUCUGUGAGCAUAUUUGAAUUUCAUUUUCACUAUUACUAGUUUACCUAUUUGUGUUCUCGAUUAUUAUUAUUAUUAUUAUUAUUAUUAUUAUUAUUAUUAUUAUUAUUAUUAUUAUUAUUAUAAACAUUGUGUGCGUGUGUUUUGAAAGCAAAACAAAAACACGACUUUCUUUACUGUACAGUAUAAAAACAAACUUAGAUGAUUCAAAUAACGGUAAGAUCCUAAUACUAUAAAGACACACGCUAUACACUUUUAAUUAGCGUUAUUUGAUGGCGAUUUUCGACUCGAGUCGCAAUUACUUUGGGGUUGAAACGCACCUUGUCUGUACAGCUCGUGGGACGUUCGUUUCACAAACUUUUGACAGACUCCGUACUUGCGCAAGAAUCACUGAUAAAAAUUAUAAUACCAACAACAAUAACUGUGCCAAAGACUGCCACCCAUAUCAUUUCAUUUCAACUAUGACUGUAAUCUGACAGGGUCUUAAUAAUAAUAAUAAUAAUAAUAAUAAUAAUAAUAAUAAUAAUUUCGAAGUUGGCACAGGAAUGCAUAUCAACAGACCCAAAAGCGACCUGUUUAGUUUCUCUUCUCCUCCGAUAUCGCCUUCCGGUCAUAACCAGGACAGUAAAUCUGACUCUUACUCCAAACAAUUCAAAACCAUGCGGUUUUCUUACCACAUCGGAGAUGGGAUGGCGAGUCCACAACAGCGGCAGCUGCUGAACCAGGGGCCCCGGAGAAGCGGGUCCUCGUCCAGCCCUCGUCUCCUCUCCAAGUCCCUCUCCCUCGAACCCGGCUCCUGUCUGGGGGGCAGGCAGACCCCCCACCGGCUCUGCUCGGACCCGGGGCCACUGAGCCCCCAAGACUGCAACGGGACGAGCGAGCACAACCCCCCCGCGCCCCCCAAACAGAGACCCCACACAGCGGGACCCAAACCUCAAGUGCCACCGAAGCCCCCUCACCUGCAGAGUGGGCGUCGCCCGAAAGGGAAGGGGCAGCACAUCCCCCCGCCCCCGUCCCGACCCCUGCCUGCUGACCCCCGGGGGGAUCGGGGGACCCUCCCCCGAACUGAAGGGGGCGCCACUCCUUCCUGUGUGCUGUCGCUCAUCGAGAAGUUUGAGAGGGAGCAGAUUAUUCUCGUCCCUGACAACAGCGGUGUCUCACUGGGCCCGACCAGAGUCUCGGAACCAGAACUGGACCUGAUCUCAACCCCCGUCGGAGACCGGACAGAAAAACAGCGGGCAGAAGAAGGAGGAGAGGGAGACCGAGAAAAUGGGAGAGAGAUGGGUGAAGGGGAAAAGAGCCCUAGCCUAGCCAGGGAGCCCCAAGAGGAAGCCUGCCGGCCAUCAGACAGACGCUUGUCCUCCGAAUCAGGCUACGCCCCGUCCGAUAGGCUUCUGGACUCCCUGGAAAUGAGGGACCCGCUGGCCGACCAAUCGAGUUGCUGCUCCGAGCGGCUGGCCCCACCCCCUUGCGGCCUGAGCGACGGCAAGCUGACCAAUCGGGACAGCGGGAUCGACAGCAUCAGCUCUCCGUCGCACAGCGAGGACCUGUGCUUCGUGGGAGAGGAGGAGAGGGGGGUGGGAGAGAGGGAGAGGCCACACCCCUCACGCCCUGUUAGCCACGCCCACAGGGAGGAAGGGGGCGGGGACUGGGAGGGGGAUAGUGAUUUGGGGGAGGGGAGCGGAGACGAGGAAAGCAGCGAGACCCCGACUCGGAAUCAAGCGGAGAUGCAGGCUGUACCCCCCAAAACAGAGAGACAGGAUUCUUCAGAGUUGUCAGCUCAGCAGAAAGUGUUCAAUAUUGCGAACGAGCUCCUGCACACAGAGAAGGCCUAUGUAUCCAGACUGCACCUCCUGGACCAGGUGUUCUGUGCCCAGCUCCUGGACGAGUCUCGCUCUCGCGGUUCUUUUCCCUCGGAGGUUGUCCUGGGUAUCUUCUCCAACAUCUGCUCCAUUUAUUGCUUCCAUCAGCAGUUCCUGCUGCCCGAGCUCGAGAAACGCAUGCAGGAGUGGGACUCGAACCCGCGGAUCGGGGACAUCCUGCAGAAGCUGGCCCCCUUUCUGAAGAUGUACGGGGAGUAUGUGAAGAAUUUCGACCGCGCCAUGGAGCUGGUCAACUCCUGGAUGGACCGGUCAGCGCAGUUCAAAGGGAUCGUCCACGAGAUCCAGAAGCAGGAGGUGUGUGGGAACCUGACCCUGCAGCACCACAUGCUGGAGCCCGUGCAGAGGAUCCCGCGCUACGAGCUGCUGCUCACGGAUUAUCUGAACAAGCUGCCCCCCGAUGCCUCCGACAGCAAGGACGCCCAGAAGUCUCUGGAGCUGAUUGCCACGGCUGCAGAGCACUCCAACACUGCCAUUCGCAAGAUGGAGCGAAUGCACAAGCUGUUGAAAGUCUACGAGCUGCUGGGCGGAGAGGAGGACAUUGUGAACCCCACGAACGAGCUCAUUAAAGAGGGGCACAUCCUGAAGCUAUCAGCCAAGAACGGGACCACGCAGGACAGAUACCUAAUCCUGUUCAACGACAGGCUGCUGUACUGCGUUCCCAAGCUGCGCUUGAUUGGGCAGAAAUUCAGCGUCCGAGCAAGGAUAGACGUGGACGGGAUGGAGUUGAAAGAGACGAGCAGCCUUAACAUCUCCCGGACGUUCCUGGUUUCCGGGAAGCAGAGAUCCCUGGAGCUGCAAUCCAGGACUGAAGAGGAGAAAAAAGACUGGGUUGAGGCAAUUCAGGCCACCAUUCAGAAGCAUGAACAGACUCUAGAGACUUUCAAACUGCUCAACACAUCUUUAAGAGAAGAGGACUACACCCCCCCCAACUCGCCAAACACAGAUCUCGGGCGUCGGGCCCCCACGCCCAUUCGAGAGAAGGAGGUCACCCUCUGCAUGACGUGUCAGGAGUCUUUCAACUCCAUCACCAAGAGGAGGCAUCACUGCAAGGCCUGCGGACAUGUGGUGUGUGGGAGGUGCUCCGAGUUCCGCGCCAGGCUACUGUACGAUAACAAUCGUCCGAACCGCGUGUGCGUGGACUGCUACACCGCGCUGCACGGGGCCCCGCCCACUCCGGGCUGCCCCGCCCACGCCCCGCCCCUGAGACGGCGCUCAAUACUGGAGAAGCAGGCCUCAGUCGUGGCUGAGAACAGCGUGGUCUGCAGCUACAUGCAGUUCAUGGAGAAGGGGGCGGGGCGAGGCUGGCAGAAAGCGUGGUUCGUGGUCCCAGAGAAUGAGCCGCUGGUUUUGUACAUCUACGGCGCUCCGCAGGAUGUGAAGGCUCAGCGCAGUGUUCCCCUGAUCGGGUUCGAAGUCUCGGUCCCGGACUCUUCCGAUAAACUGGAGCGGCGCUCCGCCUUCAAGAUCAGCCAGAGUCACCUGACCCUCUACUUCAGCGCGGAGGGGGAGGGGCUACAACGCCGCUGGAUGGAGGUUCUGAGCAGGGCGGGGCGGGGGGAGGAGCCGACAGGAGGCCACGCCUCCAUCUCCGAGGCAGAGGAGGAAGGGGCGGGGCCAGAGGAUGAGAACACGUGAUCUCAGAACAGCUUUUAAAUUUGACGAAGCUGAAGAAUUUCCAGCAUUUCAUGAUCAAUAUGUGUGGAGCACAGAUGGUUUUUUUUAUAUAAAUGAGAGGGAGAGGGAGAGGGAGAGGGAGAGGGAGAGGGAGAGGGAGGAGGGUGACUCGUACAACUUGUGUUUAAAUCUUUCCAUAUUGUUUACCAUGGGUAUUGGCUUGACCAUGCUAUAUUAGACUGUUUCUCUCCAUCGCGAAUGAUUCCCAUCCAAAUCGACUUUGAUUCAAUCCCCGCGCUGCUUUAUUGCCAUCUAGUGGACGUCUGCCAGAACUGCAGCCUGCUGUUCAGUCCACCGUAGUUUAGAGACUAAACUAGACAGAACCUACCGGUUUUUUUUUUUGAGGCACUUACCACCAGCUUUAUAAAAGAAAAUAAAUAAAUAAAUAAAUAAUCAUAAAUAAAGGGAUUUUCUUUUGCACUUUUUAAACGAAAAUGUUAAACAAAAAACUUUUUUUUUCAAGUUUUCGAUUCUGUCAAAUUGAGGAUUUUUGUUUCUUACAGGCUUUUGUUUUUUUUUUAUUUUUUUGUUUUGUUUUUAAGCAGCCAAAGUCCUGUGUUUUAUUGUCUUUUUUAAAUAGGAAACUAUUGAAUGGUACACUUUUUAAUAUAAAGUGGUAGGUUCAGAAGCCUGUGAUUGAGAUUAGGGACGUGCUGUUUUAUCACCCCUUAUAAAAUGUACCUGUGCUUUACAAUGCUUCCCUAUGCUUUACCACACCUCUCUGUGCUUUACAAUGCUUCCCUAUGCUUUACCACACCUCUCUGUGCUUUACAAUGCUUCCCUAUGCUUUACCACACCUCUCUGUGCUUUACAAUGCUUCCCUAUGCUUUACCACACCUCUCUGUGCUUUACAAUGCUUCCCUAUGCUUUACCACACCUCUCUGUGCUUUACAAUGCUUCCCUAUGCUUUACCACACCUCUCUGUGCUUUACAAUGCUUCCCUAUGCUUUACCAGACCUCUCUGUGCUUUACAAUGCUUCCCUAUGCUUUACCAUCCCUCUCUGUGCUUUACAAUGCUUCCCUAUGCUUUACCACGCAUCUCUGUGCUCUACAAUGCUUCCCUAUGCUUUACCAGACCUCUCUGUACUUUACAAUGCUUCCCUAUGCUUUACCACACCUCUUUGUGCUUUACCAGGCUUUAUGCUUUAUCACAUUUUGCUGUGCUUUUACUAUGGGACACUUUUAUAAGGGUAUCGCGAGUUAAGAGUUUGUGUGUGUGUGCAGGGCAGGAAAUCAGACUCCUAUUGCACAGCAGUGUCACCCAUUCCAGGUUUUACUAGCAGCUUGAUCAGCCCCCAGUGUGUCUACCUAACAAGCUCAGGUGUGUCUGAUUAUUGAGCUCACAGUAAAACCAGGAAUGGUUCACACUGCUGUCUUAGUUCCUGGUGCGGGACUGUGAGAAAGACUUGAGAGGCCAGGUUAUGGAAAAAAAAGCCAAAACAAGAUAUGAAGGGCCUGCAUUUCUGUACUGAACCAAUGAAAAAAAAAAAAAAAAAAGCUUCAAACUCUCCUGCAUUUAAAAAAAAACCACACACACAAAAAACAACGUUUUGUUUUGUAAAUAUAAUUUAUUUCUUGCUUUUCUAAGCUUAUGAUCCUGGCAAACGUCAGUGACUUCUGUACAGAAAAACAAGUAAAAAUACAAUACAAUAAAUAAAUAAAUAACCAGCAGGUCAUUAACACACACACACACACACACACACAAGACACAGACACACACACACACACACACAGACACUGACACACAUACAGACAGACACUGACACACACACAGACACACACUGACAUAGACAUACAUACAGACACACACUGACACACACACACAGACACAGACACUGACAUACAUACACACACACACACACAGACACUGACAUACAUACAGACACACACAGACAAAUACUGACACACACACACAGACAAACAUACAGACACUGACAUAGACACACACACACACAGACAGACACUGACACACACACACACACAGACACUGACAUAGACACACACACACACAGACACAGACACACACACACACACUGACAGACACACACACUGACACACACACAGACACUGACACACACAGACACAGACACAGACACACACAGACACUGACACACACACACACACACACACACACACACACAGACAAACACAGACACAUACACAGACAGACACUGACAUACAUACAGACACACACUGACACACACACACACAAACACUGACAUACAUACAGACACACACUGACACACACACACACAAACACUGACAUACAUACAGACACACACUGACACACACACACACACACACAGACACUGACACACACACACACACACAGACAAACACUGACACACACACACACACACAGACACAAACAGACAGACACUGACAUAGACACACACACACACACAAACAGACAGACACUGACAUAGACACACACACACACACACAAACAGACAGACACUGACAUAGACACACACACACACACACAAACAGACAGACACUGACAUAGACACACAAACAGACAGACACUGACAUAGACACACAAACAGACAGACACUGACAUAGACACACAUACACAAACAGACAGACACUGACAUACACACACAGACACUGACACACACACACAGACACUGACACAGACAGACACUGACACACACACAGACACUGACACACACACACACACACACACACAGACAAACACUGACAUACAUACAGACACACACAGACAAACACUGACAUAGACACACACAGACAGACACCGACACACACACACACACAGACAAACACUGACAUACAUACAGACACACACAGACAAACACUGACAUAGACACACACAGACAGACACCGACACACACACACACACAGACAAACACUGACAUACAGACACACACACACACACACCGACAUAGACACACACAGACAGACACUGACACACACACACACAGACAGACACUGACACACACACACACACACAGACACUGACAUACAUACAGACACACACAGACAAACACAGACACAUACACAGACAGACACUGACAUACAUACAGACACACACACAAGGUGAUUUUUUUGUAAAACAGUGCCAACUUUUUACUUCUACAAACACGCUUACAAAAAAAUGAUAAUCUGCCCCAGAAAAGCCGAGUCUGCGCUGGCUGUUAUACGACCGCACUGACAGUGUAAAGGUGAGGGAAGGACGGCUUGUCUUGGUUUUAAAUCAACACGCUAAAGAAUGGAUUCAUGAAAUACCUGCCGACUUGAAAUGUUUCCUAAAGGCAGGGGUGAGUUCAAGUCUCUGUGCAGACCUAAUGUUUCAGCAACGUGAACAACUUCCUGUAAUAACAAACUGUGGCGGAUUUUAAAUGUGUAAACAAGACUGUAUGUCAUUAUUAUUAUUAUUAUUAUUAUUGUUAUUAUUAUUAUUAUUGUUAUUAUUAUUAAUUAUGAGUGGCUGGCCACUAGGAGUCAUUGUAUGUUGCUCUCCCAAUGAAAUCUGUGCAAAGAGAAACAAAACCAAACAAAAAUAAAACAAAUUUAUACAAAAAUAAAUGUAAUGAUAAUAAAUAAAAAUGCAAACGUU